Molecule: messenger RNA, 1460 nt
Organism: Magallana angulata
Lineage: Eukaryota; Metazoa; Mollusca; Bivalvia; Ostreida; Ostreidae
Product: fibrinogen gamma-B chain-like
Exons: 12
Coding region: 41-1459 (472 amino acids)
Source: RefSeq, a predicted model, not a curated record
CUUUUAUGUAGAAAUACAAUAAACAAAAUUCUGUAACAAAAUGCAAGAGAAGAGUAAAAUAAAAGUUGCAUAUAAUGCCAUCGUUUGCUGGUUCAUAAUAAGCAAUCUUCCGGAUUCCACGUCAGCACGCUGUCUACGACCCAUUGAUUGCCAAGAUAUUAUGUGGUCGGGUCGUAAUACAAGCGGUGUCUACACGAUUUAUCCACAAGGAACAGGUGGAUUCAAAGUGUACUGUGACAUGACCACGGCUGGGGGUGGAUGGACGGUUUUUCAAAGACGAAUGAACGGAAUUGUUGGAUUUAACAGAUCCUGGCGAGAGUACCAGUAUGGAUUUGGCAAUUUUAAAGGAGAACACUGGAUCGGAAACCAACGAAUUCAUCAGUUGACAUCUCAGGGUUGGUAUGAACUUAGAGUGGAUAUGUCUGACUUCAGUAAUAAAAGCCGAUUUGCACACUACCGAAUUUUCUCUGUUGGAAACAAAAAUUCCGGCUAUCGACUGUCGGUUGGAGAAUACGAGGGAAAUGCAGGAGAUUCUUUGGCAUCCCACAGCGGCAAUUCAUUUUACGCCAAAGAUCGAGAUAUCAAUAACUGUUCCUAUAACUACAAAGGAGGUUGGUGGUACAACAACUGUCAUUACUCUAACCUCAAUGGAUUGUAUUUGAUCAGUACACACUCAUCAUAUGCUAACGGAGUAAACUGCGUAUAUAAGGCAAACCAUAGCAUCAGUAUGAACAGACUUAAUCCAGAUGCUAGUACUUUUAAAGUUGUGUAUGCAAUCAUCGUUUGCUGCUUUAUAACCACUGUACUGCUGCCCAAAGCAUCAUGCUGUUCCCUGCCAACUGACUGUCAAGAUAUCCUGCGGUCCGGAAGUCUUACAAGCGGUGUCUACACGAUUUAUCCACCAGGAACAGGGGGGUUUAAGGUGUAUUGUGACAUGACCACGGCUGGGGGCGGAUGGACGGUUUUUCAAAGACGAAUAACUGGGGAUGUUGGAUUUAACAGACUUUGGAAAGAUUACCAGUAUGGAUUUGGUGACACUGAUGGAGACCACUGGAUUGGAAACCAAAGAAUUCAUCAGUUGACAUCUAAGGGAUGGUAUGAGCUUAGAGUGGACAUGUCUGACUUCAAAAAUGAAAGUCGAUUUGCUUACUACCGUACUUUCUUUGUUGGAAACAAAGACUCUGGUUAUAAGCUGAAAGUUGAAGAAUACGAAGGAAAUGCAGGAGAUUCGAUGGCUAUCCACAACGGUAGUAAAUUUUAUGCAAAAGAUCGAGAUAUCAAUGAGUGCGCCUCUAAGUAUAAAGGAGGUUGGUGGUAUAAACACUGUCAUGAUGCCAACCUCAAUGGACUCUACCUGAAAGGUAACCAUUCGUCAUACGCUAAUGGGAUGAACUGGUUUGAUUGGCAUGGAUAUCAUUACUCACUCAAAACAACAGAAAUGAAGAUCAGAAGACAGUAGA